AAUUCAGAAUUAAAUUUAUGUUAGUAAAGUCACGACCGUUAAAACGAAACGAAUGUUGAGUUAUACUUAGUUUCAACGAAAUUGUGGCUUGGUUUGCGGUUAUAAAAGUAAAAUUUUGUUAUUUUGGUGUGAAAUUUUGUUAAUUUUUUUUCGACCUGGCUAAUUGCAUUGAUUCAUUUUAUUAAAAUGGAAAUGGGUGAAUUAGAAUCAGUAGCAACGUCAUCCGAUGGGCAACAAAAUUUGUCUGCAACUUCUCAAGAACAAUUUAAUCGUCUCAUCGAACACCUCCGAAACUCAAAUGAAGAUGAAUUUUUGGAAGAAAUCAAUUCCGUUGACGAUCGUGAUCAACUCAAGAAAUUCUUUUCGAAAGUCGACAACAGCGAUACGCUUCUGAUUUUGGCGGUGAAAAAUGGUUUGCUGACUGCUGUUGAAAAACUACUUGAGUUGGGAGCCGAUGUGAAUGCUUCGAACCAAGCGAAACACCCUCUUACACCAUUGAAGGCCGCUUGUAUAUUCGGUAAAUCUGACGUGCUGAAGACUCUGCUACAAAGGCCGGAAUUGGAUUCGGAAAAUGCUGGGUCAUUUGUGUCGAUUGUGGUAAAGAAUUACGAUUAUAAGCACACCGACCACAAAGGUUGUUUGGACGAACUGUUGAAACAUAAAGGAAUCGACAUCAACGAAUCCGAUGCGAUUGGUUUUUCGGCAUUACAUUAUGCACUGAGUCGCAACAAUGAGGAUGCAGUGCUCAAACUAUUGGAAAGUGGCGCUGUCAUUGAAGUAAAGAACAAAUAUCACAAAAUUGCUCUGUCAGAUGCCAAUCCAAAGAUUCUAGAGAAACAUUUCAAUAGUUGCAUCACCACCGACGGGAAUUACUUCGAUGACAACUUUGAAAUCCAUUUUGACUACAAGAAUUUGAUUCCAAUCAGUCGCAAAGGUGAAAGCGAAGGUUCGAAUGUUGAAGAAUCACAUGCAAACUGUCCCGAUGAAAUGGCCACCAUCGAAAGCAUUGCAGAGUCGAAAGAGCUCAGACAAUUGGUCUGUCAUCCUCUGAUUACAAGCUUCUUGUUCCUGAAGUGGAAUCGAUUGGCGUACAUUUUUUACAUCAAUUUCAUUUUGUGUUCGUUGUUUGCUGUUUGCUAUAUCGCCUAUAUUUUGACUUACUACACUAAUGUGAUCGCAUCGAACUCAGUGCAGUGUAAAAAUGCAACGAGCCCAAACUACGCUGACCCAGAAACCCAUCCAAUGGCAUCGUCUUUCUUGCGAGUCGCUACGAUCAUACUAACGGUUUGUAUAUCGUUGCGUGAACUAUUUCAGUUAGCAUUUGCGCCACGAACUUAUUUGAAAAGUGUGGAGAAUUAUUUGGAAUUGCUUUUAAUCACAUUUGUGGUCAUGAUUUUGAUUCUAUUCAAUCCGAAUCCAACUUGUGAACGCCUUUUAUCGAAUGACUGGGUUAGAACGAUUGCUGCCAUUUCAAUUUUGCUCGUUGCAUUUGAAAUUUUCCAUUUGGCUGGUUCACUACCAUGCUGGUCAUGUCCCAUUCAUUAUGUUAUGCUUAGAACAGUCACGAAAACAUUCCUACGAAGUCUGCUACUGUAUGCCAUCAUUUUGAUUGCAUUUGCAUUAACGUUCCUGGCUCUACUAUACGAUCCGUCACCAGCGGAUGAUGGUGAUGACGAAACGUUCAAAUUUAGCAAUGUAAAGUCGUCGCUCUUCAAGACGUUAGUCAUGUCCAUUGGAGAAUUUGAUGCUGGUAGUAUCGGAUUCGAUCGGAAUCCAUCGAGCUACAUCUUCUUCGUCGUCUUCAUGUUUAUUGUAGCAACAGUACUGUUCAAUUUGUUGAAUGGUUUGGCUGUAAGCGACACUCAAGUGAUCAAAUCCGAAGCUGAACUCAUUCACAAUAUUCGACGGUGUCAAGUGUUGGCGAGGUACGAAAGAGCAUUACUGAGUGGCAACAGUUGGAUUGGCUUUCCAAUUAUCCAGAAAUAUUUUUCUCGAUCCAGUAUCAGUGUAGCGAAUCAGUUAAAAGCAGAUAAAAUACUGACGGUGAAACCAAAUUUGAAUAAUCAAAUCGUAUUCGCUCAGGAUAAUGGAAUAAAUUGCAUCAGAUGUUGUCACGGUAUUGAUCCAUGUUGUCGAAUGGAUGGAAGAAUCGUUAAAUUGGCAUCGUCUGUGCUGGAGAAAAUCAAAAUGGAAAAGUACGAACAAAAUGAGAGGGAUCAAAUUAAAACUCUAAUCAAAAAUGUGGAAAAAUUACUCGCCGCGAAACGAUUUUUGCCUUGAAAAAAAAAAUGUACGAAAUUCAAUGAAUAUAUUGGAUCAUUCCUAAAAUGAUCUGCAAACUAACUACACUGACUCUUGCGUUUGGGCAUA
Messenger RNA from Bradysia coprophila, 2370 nucleotides. RefSeq names its product transient receptor potential cation channel protein painless-like. Gene Ontology annotation, cellular component: membrane; transmembrane transporter complex. NCBI's taxonomy places the organism in Eukaryota, Metazoa, Arthropoda, Insecta, Diptera, Sciaridae. Gene Ontology annotation, molecular function: monoatomic ion channel activity; protein binding. Gene Ontology annotation, biological process: monoatomic ion transmembrane transport. The record is from RefSeq and is a predicted model, not a curated record.